Molecule: messenger RNA, 1221 nt
Organism: Drosophila kikkawai
Lineage: Eukaryota; Metazoa; Arthropoda; Insecta; Diptera; Drosophilidae
Gene: Or42a
Product: Odorant receptor 42a
Biological process (GO): detection of chemical stimulus involved in sensory perception of smell; sensory perception of smell
Cellular component (GO): plasma membrane
Molecular function (GO): olfactory receptor activity; odorant binding
Source: RefSeq, a predicted model, not a curated record
AUGCAGUUACGAAAGAUCUUUCCGGCGAUGUACACUCUUUCCGAGGAUCUUCCGGCUCGCUCCCGGGACGCGACUCUGUACCUACUGCGCUGCAUCUUCCUGAUGGGCGUACGUAAGCCUCCCGCAAGAUAUUUCCUAGCCUACGUCUUGUGGUCCUUCGCUCUGAAUCUGAGCUCGACAUUCUAUCAGCCCAUCGGAUUCCUCACGGGCUACAUAAGCCAUCUGUCGGAGUUUUCGCCGGGCGAGUUCCUCACGUCGCUGCAGGUGGCGUUCAAUGCCUGGUCCUGCUCCACCAAGGUGCUGAUUGUCUGGGCACUCGUCAAGAGGUUCGAUGAAGCCAACGCCAUUCUGGAUGAAAUGGACAAACGAAUCACGCAGGCCAGCGAACGUUUGCAGGUUCAUCGCGCUGUCUCGCUUAGCAACCGGAUCUUCUUUUUCUUCAUGACAGUGUACAUGGUGUACGCCACAAACACCUUUCUCUCGGCGAUUUUGAUCGGAAGACCGCCGUACCAGAACUACUACCCGUACUUAGACUGGCGCUCCAGCCACUGGCACCUUGCCCUGCAGGCCGGCUUGGAGUACUUUGCCAUGGCUGGGGCCUGCUUUCAAGACGUCUGUGUGGAUUGCUAUCCAGUAAACUUUGUGCUCGUGCUGAGGGCCCACAUGUCCAUCUUUGCGGAUCGAUUGCGCCGCCUGGGCACUGAUCCGGCGGAGAGCCACGAGGAGCGCUACGAACAGCUGGUGGAGUGCAUACAAGACCACAAGAUAAUACUGCGCUAUGUCGACUGUCUUCGUCCAGUGAUCUCAGGAACUAUAUUUGUGCAAUUCUUGGUUGUCGGAUUGGUACUUGGCUUCACCCUUAUCAACAUAGUUUUGUUCGCUAAUCUGGGAUCGGCCAUCGCAGCGCUUUCUUUUAUGGCUGCCGUGCUGUUGGAGACUACGCCCUUUUGCAUACUCUGCAACUAUCUGACUGAGGACUGCUACAAACUCGCCGACGCUCUAUUUCACUCCAACUGGAUCGAUGAAGAGACUCGAUAUAAAAAGACUUUAAUGUAUUUCCUCCAGAAACUCCAGCAACCGAUAACAUUCAUGGCCAUGAAUGUAUUUCCCAUAUCCGUGGGCACCAAUAUCAGUGUUACCAAGUUCUCAUUCUCUGUAUUUACUCUGGUUAAACAAAUGAACAUCGCCGAAAAACUAGCAAAAUCAAAUGAUGACGAGUAA